AUAUGCGGUAUGGCUGCAGAGGCGCCCCUUUUGGCGGUGAGUCAAGACUGUGCCUUAUAUUGCGGUCCGUUGCAGCAGCGCGCUUGCAAGCCCUGCGCUCUGCGGGGUCAAGGACUUGCAGGCAGAGAAGGCCGCCGGCCUUGGCACCCCGCCCGGGCAGCAGCAGCAGCGUGUGCGAUUUCAUUCGAGAUCGUCAUCUCCCCCGGUUCCGUGCAAGCACCGAGCGGGAGCUCCGAGAAAGUCGACGAGGAGCAUCUUCGCGCUAUGAUCGACGGGCUGGAAAUUGGCAGCGUAGCAGCAUCCACUCGCAAUCAUCAUCGCACAGCAAACAAACAUCCUUACCUACCCACGACCAUAACCCUGCCAGAAGUUUUGAAGUCGUCUGUCGCGCGCACCCCAUGAUCCGAGCAAACGGCUUUAUACAAAAGAGAUGACGCUCACCACAUUUGGCGUUGUGGCCAACGUCACUCCCACAAUCAUCAAGACCUUCUUCAGUCACUACUACAAGCAGGCAAAGAAGGACAAGCAGGACAGGCACACCGAGGCAAAGGACGAGUUCCUGUUUCACGAAGCUUUUGCUCUGGUCAAGCGAUUCAUCGAGGUGGCCACGCACGACACUGUCGAAUCCUUGCAGGUCUUUACCAACACACAUGUUCCAUCUCAGCCAUGGGCCACCUGCGUGCCCGUGCUGAUUCCCUUGUCGUCGUGCGAUCAAGCCGCCAAGGUGCUCAUCGAGUACUUUGGUCCAGAUGAUCUCAAAACCGUGGUCGGCGGCGAGAAGUGGUGGCAGGUUCGUGGGCUGAGCGGGGUAGAGGCCGAGUGGAUAGCACAGACCUCUGAUUGGAGGUCGGCAACGAAAGCCGAGAAACUUGCGAAGGAGGCAGAGGAGCGUAAAGCGCAUGAGGAUGCUCGACAUUCUCAGGCUUCAGCCUCGGCCAACGAUGCCAAGGCGGAUGGUCCCGCCGUGCGCAAAUUGGCGGCUGCUAGGCGCCAAGUGUCCAAGAGGCUCGACCCGAGACACGUGAGGGCAGACACGCAGAAGAAACGAUCCAGCAAACGCGAACAACAACAGCACAAACAGAAAGACUCCAAGCAAGCUCCAACGAUAGAGAUCGACGAGGAAGAAUUUGGAGAUGAGAAUUACGAAGAAUUUGACAGGCUCAAGCGCGUCAUGCUGUACAUCCAUGGGGGUGGCGGAUACUUUGGGAGUCUGAACACGCACCGCUUCUCGCUCGUGCGGUUUGCUCGCAAAUUUGGCGGCAGAGUCUUUGCGCCGAAUUACCGCAAGGCUCCAGGCUAUCCCUGGCCUUGUCCCCUCGUCGACGCUCUCGCUGCUUACUUCUAUCUCACCAAGCCUCCGUCCGAGGCGAAGCACAAGGCCGUGGAUCCAUCCAAUCUGGUGAUAGCUGGAGACAGCGCAGGAGGUAACCUUGCUCUUGCGCUACUUGCCGUGUUGCGGGAUAUGGAUCUGCCCCCGCCUGCAGGGGCCAUUCUGAUCUCGCCCUGGUGUGACAUGUCCCACAGUUUCGAGUCCAUCCUACAGAAUACAGACACCGACAUCAUUCCGCGCUAUGGCUUCAUCCACAAGCCCUCUACUCUUUGGCCAGUGCCUGCUAUACCCAAGGAGUCGACGCAGCAGAGUAGACCUACCACGCCAAAAGAAAGGCUGAUGAGUUACAUUGGCCAUUCGCACCGGUCGCCAGACCUCGAGGUACCUUCAGGAGUGUCCGAGGCAGGCCAGGCGGAGACAAGUGGGGCAGCGGCUAACGCGGCAGCGACCUCUUCGAACAGCAAAUCGGGCCCAAAGACUCAUGAGGAUCAAAAAGCAAAUUCAAAGCCAAGUGAAGACGACAUUGCUGUUCCCGCUCCUCCCAAGCACUUGAAGGCCGAGCCAAUGUACGUGCCACUCAGCCACGAUAAGAAUGGAGAAAAGGUCGAGCUGCGCUCGCAAGUGCAGCUGUACGCGACCAAUGAGCAGGUCUUUCAUCCACUCUGCUCGCCGGUUCUGCAAGGUUCUCUCGGCGGUCUACCGCCCCUUUACAUACUCGCGGGCGACGCGGAGGUGCUUCGUGACGAAAUCAUCUACCUCGCUCACCGAGCUGCGAAGCCUGCCGAAUAUCCCCUCAACGAUGGUCUGCUCGCUAAGAAUGCCCGCGCGCGCCAGAAUGCGGAAAAGUACAACAACAGCCCAACAAAGGUGCAUUUGCAAGUGUUCGACGAGCAGUGCCAUGUCUUGACACUGUUCGCGUUCACAACCUCUGCGCGAUACGCUUACAGAGCCAUUUGUUCGAUGGUCAAGCAUGUCACUGGCGCCCCGACGAACGCGAUCAACCCCUUUCCACGUCUGCAAGAAGCGUCGACAGGCGCGUCCGACGCUCCCAGCGAUCCUCCUGUGCACUCGACCGGACACAGCCACUCUGAGUUGGAUCCACAAAGCGGACGACGAUCGACGCCAUCCGAUGGCGGCUCUCCUUCACUCGCUCCUCCCUCCACGAUCACCACGAGCGCCUCAUCGCGCUCCUCCCGAAAUCUGGCUCCCCUGAACACCUCCGCUUCCCUUAAGAUGAGCGGCACUGACCAAGUAGGUUCCCCUGCUACAGCGACCCCUGUCUCCAGCGCAGCUCUCAACAAUGGUCAGAGCAGCGCCAAUGCGAACGCGCAAGCGCACGCGGCAGCGGCUUCUGGGUCGGAGGUGGUUGACGGACCGGUGCAAUCCAAGCAGGAACUGAAGCAGAAGCGCCGAAGGAAUGUAACGCUUGGCAGCACCAAUCAGUAUGAUGGUGCGGUCCCACUUCGGCGACCUGACCUGAUGUUCAUCCGCGAAAGAGUCGACGUCCGCGGACAGGUCCGAGCGCUCGAGGACGAAUCAGCCCUGCAGGCUCUGCGCAUGGACAAGAAUGAAAUUGGGAUCUUCAAAGCUGGUCCAGUGCGCAGAUACUUGGAUGGUCAGCGGCAGUGGGACAAGAAGUUCGAAAAGGAAGCUCGUCGGGUGGAGAAGAGGCGAGCGCGCAACGAAGCGAAAGCUGCCGAGAUGCUGCGAAGAGCGGCAAAAGCUGGACUGCUCGACCCGCCCGAGAAGGACGAAAACGGCGCGAUCAAGCCUAGAAGAGGUGUUGCUGAGCCGUAUGGCAAGCACGCAUCUUGGAAGACUUUGGCUCGAUUUGGACCCAUGGAUCUGGGCGACGAGACUCCACCUCCCAGCGCACUGGCCGGCAGACGGGAUACGGAGGACGCAUUGCAGCUCCUGCGCAUUUCUCUGAGGCUCAAGCACCACGAAGCGGGCAUGGGCAAGCGAGACUGGGCCAGGGAACACUUGACUCGCGCUCCUCGUCAGAGCGCUGCGGAAAGGCAGGUGGCUGGCGGCAAGAGGAGGCACGGCUUGACCAUGUGGAGCAGGCUAAUGGGCGCCGCUACUCGCGCUUCCACGACUGGCAAACAGGUCAACGUCGACUCGUACGGGCAAGAAUCGCAAUCGGCUCGAGAGGGAUGGGUCGACGCUUCUCCGGUCGUCACGCCAACAGUUGAACAGACUCGCUGAGAGCGCGCACCGAUUAGCUGCGUCAUGAUCCUCUCUGAUGAGAAUCUGCUCAUGUUUCAAUGAACACUUAUCCGCAUCCUCUAAUCUUCAAUACCCUUCUACCUGUGCCUUUUCAAUUUGCUUCCCUGCCCUACACCACUUGUACAUGACACCGAGAGGGGAAAUCGCAUGCAACGGUCUCUCGUAGAGUCAACUUCGACUCUUCUGUACUCUCCCAAGUCGCGCGACAUGUACCUCGGCAAUCUCUUGCGCUCAAGGGCAUCGUCGACAUCGCCAUUGCUGGAUUGAGUACUCACGACUGCAAGAGACGCAAUCCACAGGUGAAGACGGC
Molecule: messenger RNA, 3869 nt
Organism: Ceraceosorus guamensis
Lineage: Eukaryota; Fungi; Basidiomycota; Exobasidiomycetes; Ceraceosorales; Ceraceosoraceae
Product: alpha/beta-hydrolase
Exons: 4
Coding region: 431-3538 (1035 amino acids)
Molecular function (GO): hydrolase activity
Source: RefSeq, a predicted model, not a curated record